Kluyveromyces marxianus DMKU3-1042 is the source of this 972-nucleotide messenger RNA. It is a transcript of the gene LDB16, whose product is annotated as Ldb16p. The transcript has a single exon. NCBI's taxonomy places the organism in Eukaryota, Fungi, Ascomycota, Saccharomycetes, Saccharomycetales, Saccharomycetaceae. The record is from RefSeq and is a predicted model, not a curated record. Bases 1 to 972 code for a protein of 323 amino acids.
AUGGAUUUGCCGCCAAUAGUGGAUAACAUCUUUAAAUGUGCACCUCAAGUAGCGGGUACAGUGUAUCAUUAUUCAGUGAAGUUUUGUUGGUCAAUUGCUUGCAAAAUCGCGGGUAACAUAUGGAGGAUAUUUGUUGAACCCCUAUCUAGGUUUAUUAAUGGUGUUUUCUUUGUUCCAGUACGAAUAAUACUGCGGAACUUAUUCGAAUUUGCACUAUUACCAGUGAAUAUGCCGCUCUAUAUUUUAUUUGGAACGAAUCUGUCAAAUCUUCUUCUGACAUUUGAUACAAAUGCGGGGCUCUUCGCUCUAGUGAUGUUCUCACAGUAUGUCAUUAGCACUUUUAUUUUUGGCGUGUCGUUAGGAGUAAUUUCAGGUGUACUGCUAUCAGCUUUCCAUAAAUCAAUGCCGAUCCCUAAUUAUUAUUAUGAGCCAUCGAUCAGGCGAUCAUUUGGGUACAUUAAGGAUGUGAUUUGGAAGGUAGUAUUCAAGCUCAUUGGAAUAGAACUCGAGUCGCCAGAGAUAUCUCCUGAACCCAACUCUUUCAAUGUACCGGUAUAUGAACAUCCAAUUGUACAAACUCAACAAAAAUUGACAGAUCCAGAACAAGUUGUGUCGGUAAAAGAAUCAUCCACAUUCAAAGAUGCGCAGGAAUAUCCAUAUACAGAAUCGAGCUCGAGCUCGAGCUCAAAUGCCAACUCGGAUUUAAAUAUACAUGCAACCUCAAUAUCGGAUCUGGGUGCAAGCUCACAAGGCAUAGACCUUGGAAAUAUGACUCCUAUGAGUAUGCCAGAUACUAAUGGCGAAGAAGAUUAUGACAUAGAUGAGACAUCUGAAAUAACAAGACUUUGGGACAGUGACAAUUCGUAUGCUGCAGAUACAGCACGCACUGAAGGUGUAGAUGACAUCAGCCAAUUGGUGUACAGGAACAGAAUUAAAAAGGCAAUUGAUAAUAUUGAUUUACGGAAUUUAUAG